UGAAAAUUUGAACAAAAAAGUGCUAUUUUUUAAAAAUAUUAAAUUCUGGCUGAUACAUCAAUUUAUUUGGAACUGAUUAGCAGAAUCAUAAAUCACAAAGAUACAGACUUUUCGGGAAAAAUGACAGCUCCAGUUUUAUUAAGCCAUUUAAAAGGAAACAGAAAUACAGUAACAUCCAUUGUUUUCAAUGAUAAUGAGCAGUUUGCAGCAGCGUCUCUUGAUAAAACAAUAGGGAUUUAUUCACUUAAAAAUAAAAACUUGAGAUGUCUUCGAUUUGAAAUGCCAUUUGAGGUCUAUGAUAUGGAUUGGAGCGUAAAGAAUAUAUUUGCAGCUGUUGGAAAUAGCAAGAUUGCCAAUGUUUGUGAAGCUGUUCUACAUAAAGGAUAUGCUGAACAAAUUGUUGCUCAUCAAAAUUCAAUCCGUAGUGUUCAUUUUUCGACUUCAGGCAACCGAAUAAUAACUGGAAGUGACGAUAAAUGUAUAAAAAUGUUUAGGCUUUCUCAUCGAAAUUUCAUAUCUUCAUUUACUGGACACACGAACUGGAUUCACUGUGUAAGAUUCUCACCAAACAAUAAGAUGAUUGCAAGUUGUGCUGAAGAUAAGACAAUGAAGGUAUUUGAUGUUCAAAGUGGACAGCUAAUUCAUAGCUUUAAGGAUGAAAAGGGAUUUGGGAAUCAACUAGUAUGGCACAAGGACAAUAAUACAAUCGCAAUAGCACAAGAAAAUCAUCGUUUAAAAAUUUAUGACUUGAAGCAACGAAAGCUGAUUCAAUAUUAUCGGAUCUAUGACUGUGCUGUUAAUUCUCUAGACUUUCAUCCAUCUGGAUAUUUCAUGAUUACUGGUGAUAAUAAAGGAUCAACUAAAAUUCUGGAUUUAUUAGAAGGAAGAGAUAUUUAUACGAUUUAUGGUCAUCAAGAUGCUGUUACUGCUGUUAAAUUCAACAAGGAUGGUGAAUAUUUCGUUACAGGAUCAAAAGAUAAGCAUUUAAUGGUAUUUAAGUCAAAUAUUGAUGCAAUUGACUUUAAUGACUCGGAAAAUUCUAUUGAAGAAAUCACAAAUCCAGAUCAUAUUGAUAAUAAAGAGAAUCAAAAGGACGAUAAGAAGUCAAUCAUUGUUGAUUCAAGGAAGUCUGUCCAUUACAAUUACUUAAAUAAUGAUUCGGUUAAUGUCUAAUAUUAUUUUAUAA
Chironomus riparius is the source of this 1186-nucleotide messenger RNA. The record is from the annotation of a GenBank genome assembly. NCBI's taxonomy places the organism in Eukaryota, Metazoa, Arthropoda, Insecta, Diptera, Chironomidae.